GGGAUCUUUAGCGUCAUCUCGGAGCGCCAGCCGCCGGGCUAGAGGUAUUGGUGGCGUGCUGAGCCCGGCGGUGCCUGGCUACACUCAUGGCUCUGCGGGUACUGACCCGUGCUCUGGGCUCUCUGAGUCUGGCGCCCCCGGCUGCCGCCGCCCCCGGCCCGAGUGUGCUCCCGACCGCCCAGGCGACAAGCAAUGCUCUCCAGCUGCCCUCUGCCUCGAUGUUGCUCCCCUGCCGCCCGUUCCUUACCUCUGUGGCCCUGAGUGCCAAGUUUGUGUCCUGGAAAAGUCGUACCACGUAUACCGUUGCACCACAGAAAAUGAGGAAAUCUGGAGGCCGAGACCACACAGAAACACUGCUCUCUGCCCAGGACAGGCCUGUUAUUCUGACGUGGAUUAUGUCCCCUCACUGUCCUGACAUAGGCCGAAUCCGAGUGCAUGGUAUCGGUGGGGGUCACAAGCAACGUUAUCGCAUGAUUGACUUUCUUCGGUUCCGGCCGGAGCAGGACACCAAGCCGGGACCCUUUGAGGAGAAGGUCAUCCUCGUCCGCUAUGACCCCUGUAGGUCAGCAGACAUAGCUCUGGUGGCUGGGGGCAACCGGAAACGCUGGAUCGUUGCCACGGAAAACAUGCAGGCUGGAGAUAUAAUCCUUAAUUCUGACCACAUAGGCCGCAUGGCAGUUGCUCCUCGAGAAGGGGAUGCACAUCCUCUUGGGGCCUUGCCAGUGGGGACCCUCAUCAACAGUGUGGAGAGCGAGCCAGGCCGGGGGGCCCAGUAUAUCCGAGCCGCAGGGACGUGCGGUGUGCUGCUACGGAAGGUGAAUGGGACAGCCAUCAUCCAGCUGCCUUCUAAGAGGCAGAUGCAGGUGCUGGAAACGUGCAUAGCAACAGUAGGCCGAGUAUCCAACGUUGAUCAUAACAAACGGGUCAUUGGCAAGGCAGGGCGGAACCGCUGGCUGGGCAAGAGGCCCAACAGCGGGCGAUGGCAACGCAAGGGGGGCUGGGCUGGCAGAAAGAUUCGGCCACUACCCCCAAUGAAGAGUUACGUGAAGCUGCCCUCAGCGGCUGCCCAAAGCUGAUACCUCUGGACUCUAAUAAAAUGACCCCCCAUUUUUA
This is a messenger RNA of Myotis lucifugus (little brown bat), 1113 nucleotides long. It is a transcript of the gene MRPL2, whose product is annotated as mitochondrial ribosomal protein L2. Lineage: Eukaryota; Metazoa; Chordata; Mammalia; Chiroptera; Vespertilionidae. The record is from RefSeq and is a predicted model, not a curated record. The coding region runs from base 87 to 1076 and encodes 329 amino acids. The transcript has 7 exons. Gene Ontology annotation, molecular function: RNA binding; structural constituent of ribosome. Gene Ontology annotation, biological process: cytoplasmic translation. Gene Ontology annotation, cellular component: ribosome.